Staurois parvus is the source of this 328-nucleotide messenger RNA. Lineage: Eukaryota; Metazoa; Chordata; Amphibia; Anura; Ranidae. The record is from the annotation of a GenBank genome assembly.
CAUCACUGAUGGGCACUGAAAGGCAGCACUCAUAUAUGGCACUGAUAGGCAGCACUGACGGGCACUGACUGGCAUUGAUAAGAGGCACUGAUUGGCACUGAUGGGUGACACUGAAAGGCAGCUCAGAUGGGCACUGAAAUGUGGCAUGGAUGAGCACUGAGAGCUGGCACUGAUGGACACUGACAGGUGGUGCUGCUGGGGCUACACAGAUCAUCAGGGCACACUGAUCAUCAGAGCUCUGAUGAUCUCUGUCAGCGUGACAGCUCGUGAGGAGAGAAAUGCUGAUAACCGGCAUUUCCCUGUUUACAUGUGAUCAGCUGUGAUUGGA